Molecule: messenger RNA, 6201 nt
Organism: Paramecium pentaurelia
Lineage: Eukaryota; Ciliophora; Oligohymenophorea; Peniculida; Parameciidae
Source: the annotation of a GenBank genome assembly
AUGUCUAAAAGCAAUUUGAUUCUAAUUCUUUAACUUGAGAAAUAGCUUGAACUAUAAAUUAUGCGCUAUGGUUUCUAACAUUAAGAAAGUUAAAGGUUAUUACUUUUGUAUGGUAAGGUAGCAAGUUCUUAUGCUGAUUCAUAAUAAAGUGAAUAAUAGAUUGAUAUUCUAAAUAAAGGUAAAUAUUCAAGAUUACAUUCAAAGUUUAUAAAAAACUACUUCCAUAAAGCAUAUCUGUAACUUCCCAUAUUUCUGAUUAAUAUUGGAAGUUAAUGAUAAUAAUUGCUAUAAAAUUAAGUAAAUGUUUAGAUAUCAAUGGUCAGCUUUAGUAAGGAUUAAAUAUUUUGAUAGAGCUUGAAAUGAUAAUUAAAUAAAGUAAUAAGAGUCUUGAAUAGGCAAACUAAAUAGAUCUCUAAGAAUUAUAUUAUUUUCUUGCAAUAUUUUGGGAUAAACUAAAAAAUAAAGAAAGAAAAUAUUAUGCUGCUAAUGAAUGUAUAUUAUUGAUAAAGAGUUAAAUAAAUAGAAAUCAUACAAAGAAACAAAUUAAUAUGUUAAUAUAAAUGUUAGAAUUUCAGUUAUCAACUGUAAAUAAUAUUAAUUAGCAACUUUAAUUAUAUGGAGAGAUAUACAAGUAUUCAAAAAUUUACCUUGGGGAUGAAAAUUAAAAAACUACUUAAACUCUUCUUUAAAUGUAAUAAAUAAAGUAAUAAAUUUUAUUCGAACAAGAAAUAGAAGAACAUAGUAAAAUAGAAUUUUAUAAACCAAUUUCUAAAUAAGAUUCAUCCAAACAUCUAAUUACUGAUAAAAUGAAAUAAUGUCUAUAAGAUAAUACAACAUUUAAAAAAUAAAUUAGAUCUUCUUGUUCUAAACAUUAAUAAAGAAGAGCUUCAUUUUAUGAAAUAAAUAGAAAUAAUUCAUAAUCAAAAUUAUCUAUAUAAAUUAGUCAUCAAUCUAGAAAGAGUCUUGACGAUUUUAAAAAAUUAAAUGAUUAAACAACUAAAUCCAAAAUUAAUUCAAGAACAAUAAGUCAAGGGGAAAAUCAGUUUUACUAUUUUCUUAAUUGCAAUAACUUAGAGUAAAUUUAAUUCUUACUUUUAGAGGAAGAAAUAAAACAGAUACCACAUAAUUUCAAACAAUACUUGGAAAAAAUCAAGAUAAACCAAUUUUAUCAGGAAGUAUAAAUAAAACCAGUUAAAAUAAUUAAUCAAAUAAAACUUAAGAAUUUUUAGAUAAUAAAAAUGGUAAAAUUAAUUAAAAUGCUUAAUUAUUUAAUUUAAUGAUUUAGAGACCAAAAAUUGGUGUAAAUUAGUAAAAUUAAAUGAAGAAUUCUUAAACUAUUUAGAAUUACUAACUCAAAUCUAGUAAAGGUAAAAGUUCAUCAUAAAGUAUUUAAUGUAAAAAUGAUCCUUUAAAAAAGAUACUUAAAUAAAUGAAUACAUAAGAAUUUAACAAUACAAAAAAAAAUUAAUAAAUUUUAGCUACUGAAUUGAGUACCAAAAAAUCUAAUUAAGUUUAAGAUGUCUUUCAUUAACUUACUUCUCAAAAAUCUAUAAAUAUUUUAGGUAUAUAGAAUUUUAUUAUAAUUUUGCAGGUGAACUUAUUACAUAGUAAAAUUAAGUUGAUUAUUUUGAGUAAAAUUUGGAUAAAAUUAUAAGAAUCUAAAAAUACUUUAAAUAGAAAAUUAAUACAAUAAAAUUAAGAGAUGAUUAAAUUUAGAUAAAUAAAGCCUUAUAAUAAAGUAAUGAGGAAAAGAUAACAGAAAAAGUUUCAGAGACAAUAAUAAAACCUUAGAUUUUUAGAAAUUUAAUUAAACGUAGUAAUACUUCAUCAGUAGAAUCAUUAAAAUUUAUUCAUAAAAAAGAAGCAUAUUUAUAACCAAAAAUAUUUUAAAAAUAAAAAGAUUAUUCUUUUUAUAGCCAAGCAAGUAGUAAUUUAAUGAAUAUAAAAUCUGAAAGCGAAAUAAAUUUUAAGUAAUUUUGUAAUUAUAUUAAAUAUAGAGAAAAAUCAUAUGAAUAUUAGUUUCAGCAAACACUUGAAAAUCUAAAUUCUGGAUAUGAAUAUAAAGUAUAAGGAGAUUGUAAUUUUUUCUGUUCAGAUUAAUCUGAUUAAAUUUUAAGAUUCAUAAGUUUCAAGUCAAGAUUAAUUAAAAAUGAUUAAUUACUUUUCAGCUUUACAAUUGAAAAAUCAAUUAGAUCUUAUUAAAUAUUUUUACCAAUCUAAUUUAUAUCAGAACAUUGGAAUUCUUAAAGCUAAUUUGAAGGUCUAUUAUUUUGUUAAUAUUAAUUAGAAGAAUUUAUAGAGCUAAAUUUUACUAAAAUGCCUUCUACUUCUUAUAUCCUAAUUUAUAUGGGUGAUAAUUUUGAUGAAAUCUUGACUUCUAUUGUCUAAUUAUUUUCUAUUAUAAUGGUUAAUAUUUGUGAGAAAAAAUAAAUUAAUGGUAAAAAAUUAUAUUAUACUAAUCAAAUUUAAGUAAAAUUAAACAGAAAAUUGUUAUAAUCAUAUUAUCAAAAGUAAAGAUAAGAAAAAAGGUAGUAUUAUUUUAAACCUUAAAAUUUCUAAACAGAAGAUUGUAGUUUGAAGAUUAAUAUGAGAAUAAGUUAAACUGAUCUAAACCUCAAAGAUUCAAUCGAAUCAAGUUUUUAAAAAUAAGAAUAAAAGAUUUGGAAUGGUAAUACAAUCUAUACUAUAAAAACAAAUCCUAUUAUAGAAUCGCUUUAGGAGAAUAAAACAGCAAAUAAAUUAAUAUUACCUGAAGAACCUGAAAUAUCAUAUUUGUAAAUGCUUGAUGUUUCUAUUAGAGUUCCUGAAAUAAAUUAAUUUUAAAUGAAGGUUUUGAAUAUUUAAGAUAAUUUAUUGUCUCCCUAAUAUUAGGAUAUUAAACGUUUUAGUUGCCGGUUAUCUCCAUCUAAAUUAUAAUACCCCUAAAGAAAUUAAUCUACCUUUACUCCCACUGCUUCUUAAACAAAAAACAACAAAUUACUAUUACCUGAAUCAAAACACAGAAAAAUUUUGAGACGUCCUUAAACAUCUGUUUAAUUAGUUGAAGAAUCAUCUUCAAGUAGAUCUUAAAAGUCAAUACUCUCAUUAAAUAAUGAAUCUAAAGAUAAUGAUUUAUAAUUUCCAUCUGUAUCUCAAAGUGCUUCAUUAAGUUUUCAACCACCUUUAACUUCUUUUCAGAGAAGAAAUAUUGCAAAUGUUUCUUCAUCUUAAUAAUAAUUAUUCAAUUCAGGUCAUAAUCUUUUAGACACAUAAAUAAAUUUAAUUGGAAAUGAAAUAUUAGAAACUGAUGCUUUAAAAAUACUAGAUAUUGCACCUGAAGAAGAAGAAGAUGAAUUAAAUUGUAAAAUUAAAACUAUAUUCAAAAAAUGUGAUUAUUUUACAGUAUCACCUUUAUGGAAAUAAAACAGAGAUAUAAAAAUAUAAAAUUUUGAUGUUGAAUAUUUUUGGAAUUAAAAUAAAUAUGAAAAAUAAAUUUUUAAAUCUAUUUACAACAAUCCUUUUUAAUAAUGUGAAAUUCUUUUAAUUGGAAUUUUAAAAAUUGAUAAAUAAUAUUUUAUUGUAAGUGUUAGUUAAAUUUUAAAAUAGAAUAUUGAAUUAUUUAAUUAAUAAGUAUUAAAAAUAAAAGAUUUAGUAAAGAUUUAAAUUACAUUUUAAUUAAUAUUUCCUUUUAAUAAUGUUUGGAAAGACUCAGCUACAUUAACAUUUAAAGAAUUUAUCAAAUGGUUUGUUUCAGAUUUUGAAUUAUCAAUGUAUGUUUAAUAAUUUGGAUUAAGUAAAUUAUAAAAGAUAUCAGUUUUAUAAUAUUUGAGUUAAUUUGCACAUAUUAAGGAUUCAAAAUUAAAAUUUGAAUAUUAUGAAGAAAAAAAAAAAGAAUUUCAAUUUAAAAAAAUUUAGAGAAGAACUUUAGAAAUACAAAGAAUGGAGGCAAUUGAAAAAAUAUAUUUAAGAGAUAAAAUUGAUAUGAGUUACAUUUAAAGUUUAGGAUUAUAAAAUUUAUAUUAAGAAUUAUUAAAGGAUAGAGAAACUAAUAAUUAAAAUUAAUAGAGAAGAGAUAAUAAAUACAAGGCAUUUUUAUAAUUAACAGAUCCAAGUAAAUUGGAUCCAAUUACAUAAAUUCCAAAAUUCAUAGGAUUAGAUUAUGAUGGAGAAUCUGAGGAAUAGACAGUAUAAUUACCAAAUUAUUAAGAAUUAAAAAUAUUACAAUAAUAUAAUACUAUUGUGAAUAUAUAUCAGAAAUAAUAAAUAUUUAGACAUAAUUCUACAUAUUAUAUUUGGACUAAUGAAAAAUUGAAGAUUUGGAGACCAUUUCAAAGAAAAAUAUGGUAACAUAUCCAAAUAACAAAUUAAGAAAAAUUGCUGAAUGCUAUCUUAAGCAAAUUAAGAAGCUAUUUUUUAAACUAAAUGAUCUGUAAAACCUUAAGUUUAAAUGGGAAAAAAUUAUUGUAGAAAGUAAAAUUGUUAAAAGAAAAUUAUGUUACCAAUCUUAAUAUGCUUUAGUCAUAUUUUUAACUAGAAUAAUUUACCAAUCAGCAAUUUUAUGCUUUCAUAAAUUUAUUGAAUUAUGAAUUAAUUAGAAGUGAUCAAUCAUAAAAAUUUUGGGAAUCUUUAUUUAAUUAAUAUAAAUAAUUAUCUCAUAGUAAAAUAUUACAAUUAGGAGAUUGUUUAUUCGAAAUCAUACUAUUUUUCAAUAAACCUCUUAAUGUACUAAAAUAAAAUAAAAAAAGAUAUAUAUUUAUUAAAGUUAACCUAUUUUAGAAAUAUAAUAUGAAAACCAAAAUGUAUAAAUUAGUUUUAACUCUAGAAGAUUUGUAAAAUACUUUAAAGAAAUCUUAUGAUUUAAAUGACCAUAAUGUUAUUUAAAACUUAUUUAAUGAUGUUUAAUAAUUAAUGUGUAAAUAUGUUCAAUAUGAGAGAUUUGCUAAUUCUAGGCGUCCAACAAUAAUGAUUAAAAAUAUCAAAUAGGGUAAGACUUAAAAAUUCAUAAAUAAAUUACCUUGGGUUGUUAAUUAUAAUUAUGAUAAUCUUGAUGUAACUCCAUAUCCAUAAAAAUUGUAAUUUUUCCAUUAACAAAUAAAAUGUUUUAAAUUAAUAUGCACUACAAUAUAGUUUAUUAAAUUACCAUUUAAUUUUAUAAAUAAAUAUUAGAUUCAUUAAAAAUCAACUUAAAAUUAAAACAAAAUUCCAAGUAUCAUAAUUAUAUAAGAAAUUUAAGAUAUUAAAACUUAUUAUAUAUAAAUUUAUAUUCCACAAACUUGCAGAAGAUUUACAAGCACACUUCAUUUUAAUUAAAUAAAUACACUAAGUGAUAUGAGUAUGGAGAUAAUUACAGAUUAUGGAAAUACAAUUUAAAUAAAAAAAAGAGAAAAAUAAUGGAGAAAUUUAAUCAAAAGUUUUACAUUUUCUAUAAAUUAGGAGAUGAAAUUAAUAUUAAAAAUUGAAAAUAUAUAAGUGGAAUCAAUUUUAUAAGAGGUUUUAUUAUAUGAGAUUAAAUCAAUUGAAAAAACAAAAGAGGCUAUUCUUUUUAAAACAUUUAUUGAAUAAAAACAAAAAUAUGGAUCUGAAUAUUUUAAUAUUAAUUAUCCUUUAAGAAUAAAUGAAGCUAAAAAUAUCAAUAUGGUUAUAUAAUUAUAAUGGUUAAAUUAAUAAGAUAAAAUAUAAUAAUAUAGAUUACCUUUAUAUGAAUUAAUGAUGGGAUAUUUUGAUAAAUAAUUAUCUAAUUAAAAUAUUUUUGAUUAUAAAUUUAGAAUUAUUGAUUUAAUAAAAAUGAGUGAAAUCUCAAUAGAAAAUAUUAUAAUAAAUUAUUCUUUGGAUUUAGAAAUGAAAUAAAAUAAUACUUUUCAAUUUUUGAUGCCUCAUUAAAUUUAUUAAAAUGAAAGUUAAACAAUAAAAUUAAAUGUGAAUUUAAGAACAUUAUAAAUUAAUAAGUCUAGAUUUAAAUUAUUAUUCAGAGGAGUUUUAUUAUAAAAACCAUAGAUAUUAGUAGGAAUAUAUUAUAUAUAUUAAAAAACCAAAUUGUAUUUUUAAAUAUAACGAGUGAGUGAUGGUUAAUAAUAUAUGUAUAAAAUUUAAUUUGAGGAUAUAGAUAAUUAGUAUCCAGGAUUUUAAUAGAAUUUGAAAGUGAAUUAAAGAGAAGUAGGGUCAAAUAUUUUUAGAAUGUUCAAAAGAAAAUUGAUUUUAUAAUGUUAAUAUCAAUUAAAUUGA